GAAAAUAAAAAUAAAUGGCAAUGAUGAAGAUUCCAAACCAAUACACAAAAGUAGAGAAAGAAGAUCCUAAUGAGAUAAUUCACAGGAGAGCUCAGUUUCUGAUCCACAAGAUUCUCGAACGAGCCGAUACAGAGACAUUAAGACAUCAACAGAAGAGAAAUACUAUUACUAUCAAAAUAUCGUCGUUUAGAGUGGUCGGGAUAAGAAUGAAGAUAGGGAAGAAGCUGAGGAAGCUAAGGAAGAGUUGUGUAAUGGCGAACAAGCAUGGUGAUCUUAUGCCACGUUUACUCAAAUCUCUUAGACGUUGUUUCUUCUGUUCCUCUCCUCCUCGAGACGUCUCCGACCUUCAACCUCUCUUCGCUCUUCAUGUUUAG
Camelina sativa (false flax) is the source of this 374-nucleotide messenger RNA. RefSeq lists its product as uncharacterized. The record is from RefSeq and is a predicted model, not a curated record. Lineage: Eukaryota; Viridiplantae; Streptophyta; Magnoliopsida; Brassicales; Brassicaceae.